Molecule: messenger RNA, 4124 nt
Organism: Numida meleagris (helmeted guineafowl)
Lineage: Eukaryota; Metazoa; Chordata; Aves; Galliformes; Numididae
Product: acyl-coenzyme A thioesterase 1-like
Exons: 3
Coding region: 1857-3257 (466 amino acids)
Biological process (GO): fatty acid metabolic process; acyl-CoA metabolic process
Molecular function (GO): fatty acyl-CoA hydrolase activity
Source: RefSeq, a predicted model, not a curated record
CGAUGUGACACACAAUGCAAUUGCUCACCACCUGCCGAUGGAUGCCCAGCCAGUCCCCGAGCAACGGCAGCUAACUAACCCAGUUUUAUCGUUGAGCACAAUGCCAUACAGUAUGAGACAUCCUUCUGGUCAAUCUAGGUGUCCUAGCUGCGUCCCCUCACAGCUCCUUGUGCUCCCCCAGCCUCCUCACUGGCAAGGCAGUGUGAGAAGCUGAAACAUUGUUGGCUCUUUGUAAGCACUACCCUCUAGCAACUAAAACAUCUGUGUGUUAUCAACAUUAUGUUCCUCCUAAAUCCAGAACACAGCACCAACAGAAAUCAUGACACAGGCUGAUGCUACUCCUUAUGAAGAUGUCACAUAAGGAGAUGACCUGGUUGAUCACAACAACCUGGCCUCCAGGCUCCAGAUUUUGUUGCUACUUAUCUUUCUGACUCUGAUUCACCUUCUCUUUCAGAACUUUCAUUAUUGUAGAACAAUGCAUCUGUAACUGAGAAGGACUCUUGGCUCUGCAGUGGUUGCCAAUUAUACCCAGAUUCUUUACAGUCGUGCCUCAUUCAGUUUUACCCUUCCUUGCUCAUGUGUCACAUCCAUGUUCACUCUAGCAAGAGGGGAUUAUUGCUGCAAUACAGUGGGACUGGUUUGCUCCAAAUUUUUCUGUGAAGCACAGCAGUAUUGCAGUACCUGUCUGUAACAGCUACCUAGUCUAUAAGACAGGCCAGUAUACAAAACAAACACCUGCAGCACAUCCUAAACUUCGCAUAGAAAUAUAUCCCAAACUUAGCAGAUACAUCUCCUCCAGAUAGCUAAACGUUGUAAUAAAGAGUACAUGCUUGUAGUCCUUUAUGAAUUCUCAGAAUGGGUUGAGGCUUAUGCCUGCAAACAUACUGAUGCCACUACUGUGGCCUAGAAACUUUUAAGAGACUUGAUACUGCGAUUUGGCAUUUCUCUUUUAUAGAUAGUAAUCAAGGCACUCAUUUCACAAGCCAAACAACUAAAAGUAUUUGGACAGCUUUAAACAUUAAGCAACACCUGCGUUAUGCCUCAACCCAGCAGUGCAGCAGAAGAAUCUCUGACCUGAGAAGUAAAUUAGCCAGAGUAUGUUAAGAAACAAGACUGAAACAGCAAGAAGCACUGCUGCCGACAUAUAUGCAAAGCACAGCAAAUAGGAAGCACAGCCCUUCUCCUCAAAAGAUUCUUAUAGGAUGGCCAUUGCACUUUCCUCAUUCACCACCUGAAGCACAGCAUGAACUUGACCUGUGACUGACGUUCUAAAUUUAAAUUAUUGCAGAUCCCUAAAAACCAUGGGAUAUCUGCCUCUUCUCAGGAAAAGGAAGCUCUCCUAGGACCUUCCUUCAGAUCGUGCCACUCUCUGCAGCUGGGAGACUGGGCUUACACUAAGGUGUGCCAGCGAGAAGACUCCAGUCUGACGGGAGAGGAAGCACACACACAUACACACCCAGCCACCCACCCUGGAUGGAUCCCAUUCCAAGUCGCCCCUUCCAACAAGUCGGCAGGGAGGCGGGGGCGGGCAGGAGCACAGCACGACCCGCGCUGGAAGUAGCCUUCAACGCCAAGCGCCGAGGACGUCUGAAGCCUGUGCCAAGUGUUUGGGAGGUUUUCAAGCCACAAGGGGCGGAGCGCAGCAGUAAAAUUAGAAGUAUUUCAUAUUAAUAUGUUCGUAUUUAACACCCAACGUCCCUGCCCGGUAGUCCCGCGUCUCCGUGACGAGCUUCCGACCCGCUCCUCUAGGUCCGGACCCUCCCACCGUCCCCGAGGCGAGCUGCCCUCCGGAGCCCGGCCCGGCCCACCUCCGCGCCCGCCCAAGGAGGCGGACGCGCCCCGGGGCCACAGGGCAAAUGGGCGCCCUUACAUUGUGCCGAGCGAGCUUCUGCUGCUGGCAGAAGUGGCUCUCCCGGUUCGGCCCCGCUCCGCAGCACCACAGCCCCCUGCAGAUCCCUGGGGUGUCCCCGGCCCGCGGCCUCUCUUCCAUGGCCGCCACCAUCCGCUUUUCGCCAGCCACCCGCAGCCUCUUCGAUGAGCCGCUGGGUAUCGCCGUGCAGGGCCUCGGCCCGCGGCAGCAGGUCACCCUGCGGGCGUCCUUGCGGGACGAGGCGGGAGAGCUGUUCGAGGCCCACGCGCGGUACCAAGCGGCGGAGGAUGGGGAGCUGGACCUGGCCCGCUGCCCCGCGCUGCCGGGAGGCAGCUUCAGCGGCCUGGAGCCCAUGGGGCUGCUGUGGGCGCUGCAGCCCCGCAAGCCCUUCUGGCGGCUGGUGAAGAGGGACGUGCUGACCCCCUUCCGCCUGCAGCUGGAGGUGCUGGAGGGCCACGGGGACGGCCCCGGGCGGCUCCUGGCCCAGGCCCAGCACGAGCGGGCGUUCCUGCGGGACGGGGUGCGCAGGGUGCCGGUGCGAGAGGGGAGGAUCCGGGCAACGCUCUUCCUGCCCCCCGGAAAUGGUCCCUUUCCGGGAGUUAUUGACUUGUAUGGCACUGGAGGAGGACUCCCUGAAUACAGGGCAUGCCUGCUGGCCAACUAUGGCUUCGCUGUGCUGGCUCUGGCUUUCUAUGGCUAUGAAGAUCUCCCCAAAGGGAUGAAGGAGUUCAAUCUGGAAUAUUUUGAAGAAGCUGUUAACUAUAUGUUACAACACAACCAGGUUAAAGGUCCAGGGAUUGGAUUGCUUGGCUUCUCCAAGGGGGGUGACCUGUGCAUUUCAAUGGCCUCCUUCCUGAAGGGCAUCACGGCCACCGCUGUGAUCAAUGGCUCAGUGGCAAAUGUGGGCGCAGUGCUCCGCUACAAGGAUGUCACCAUUCCACCCCUGAGUGUCAACACAAAACGCAUCAAGGUCAACAAGUCUGGGAUUGGUGAUAUCAUUGAUGCACUUAACAAUCCAUUAGAAGGGCCUGACCGCCAGAGCUUUAUCCCCUUGGAGAAGGCCGAGUGUUGCUUCUUGUUCAUUGUUGGCCAGGAUGAUCACAACUGGAAAAGUGAAUUCUUUGCAGUUGAGGGGAGCAAACGUUUACAAGCUCAUGGGAAGGAAAAGCCUGAGAUAGUCUGUUAUCCUGGGGCAGGACAUUAUAUCGAACCCCCCUUUUUCCCAAUGUGUGCUGCGUCAAUGCACCUGCUGGUUGGCAUGCCUGUGAUGUGGGGUGGGGAGCCCAAGGCGCACUGUGAGGCACAGAUAGAUGCCUGGCAGCAGAUCCAGGCCUUCUUCCACAGACACCUCGAGGGUGAGCCUUCCAGGACAGCCAAUAAGCUGUGAUGUGAUUUGGGUUACAGUACAGAGGAAGAUGCUAGUGUUUCACAUUUUUCACAUUCUGUUUCACAUUUGUUUUGUUAAAGGGCUCUGAAUGAGAGCAGAGAGGAUCAGAUAAUAAACAGAUGGUUUUCUCUGAGCAGAUGGUGGGCGAGAGGUGCAUCCUUUCCACACCUUCCUUUAACGUGCAGUGAUAUCUUGGCCUCCCAUUGUGUGUAGUAUAGGAAAGAUGUGGAAAUACAAUGAUGGCAGGGCUGGGUUUGUUUUGAAUGUGAGUUUAAGUGGAAGGUAAAUCAGCUGAGAAGUGGGAUGAAAAUUUACCUUGUAAGUCUUCCUCAGAGGAAGCGUGUUGGAUGCCACUGUCCUUACCAGAGACAGUGCACUGUUUGUUUGGUUGGUUUUUUUUCUGGAAGCAGCUGUUGUCUCUUCCUACAUCUAGUAAUCUUAUCUCACGUCACUAAAUUGUAUGUCUGCCUUAACUCCAUCCAUUCUGAUAUCUAAUAUCUAACAGCAAGUCUCCCAUUUAGAGAUGACAACAGCCCAUAGCCUGAAAGCUCAUUCUGGGUAUGUGCCAGUAAAACUGAUAAGACAGGCUUCCCCUCUGGCUUUCUCAGAGGACUGGGGAGCAGCAGGGUUCUGUUCUGGAGAUGCUGAGCAGUUUUUUGGCUCGCGAGCAUACACUUGAAAGAGAAAGCACUGAGUGUUGCUAGGGUGGUGCUGGUGACUCUUCACAGUUACCUGAAAAACCCUUUGGUGCCUUACAAAGGCAGGCUGAGAGUGUGCAGCUAGUUGGUUAUAUCCAGCGCUUGAAUUCCACAAGUUAUUAAUGCACCUUGCGCUUUUCUAAUUCAUUAAAGUGAAACGUUAACUCGA